Hippocampus comes (tiger tail seahorse) is the source of this 2940-nucleotide messenger RNA. RefSeq lists its product as uncharacterized. Gene Ontology annotation, molecular function: neuropeptide hormone activity. The record is from RefSeq and is a predicted model, not a curated record. NCBI's taxonomy places the organism in Eukaryota, Metazoa, Chordata, Actinopteri, Syngnathiformes, Syngnathidae. The coding region runs from base 352 to 2181 and encodes 609 amino acids. The transcript has 2 exons.
CAAUAAAGUUGCGCUGGCCGUGGUGCUGAAAACAUCCACUACAAUACAUUAGCUGCACGCGUUAAAGUGACCAAAAAAAAAAAAAACGAAAAACAACAACCCAUAGGUUUUUGGGUUUUUUUUUUGUUCUUUUGCUAAGUGUCACAUUUUUAGGAAUAGCCUUAAAUGUCGCGCCCAAGCUGAGAAGAAGAAAGAAAGAGAAGAGCUUCAAUUCUCUCAAGUUUCGAUGAGAUUUCAUUUUGGGGCUUUACUUUGACCCCCCGCCCCCCCUCCCUCUUCGCUCGUCCACCCCCACCACCCCCCCACUAUAGUGGGACCCCAGUUGCUUCACCUCCCUCCUGCCUGCCCUGCAUGGUCAUGACCCGUCAUCACGCCCCCCCCUCAGCCCGCCUCAUCCUAUUGGUCCUGCUCCCCGUCACUCUGCGGCUGGCCACCGACGCUGCCCCCGCAUGGGCCAAACCCGAGGACGGAGGGACGGCGAAGGGAGGGGAGGAGGCGGCGGAGGAGGAGGAGACGGUGCUUGUUCCGCCGCCCCGAGGCGAAGACGGCGGCGUCAACAACACGUCGCAGGACGGGGACGAGCGACUGGAGCUGGGAUCGGACCCGGCACGGGCGCUUUCGGUUCUCCUGCAGGCUCUGGACUGGCCGGUGGAGGCGGGCGCGAGCCCGGAGUGGGACGAGAGACAGGAGGCGUCUGCUAACCUGCUGGAGGUCAACGAGAUAAGGAGGCAAUCCGAGGCUGAUAAGGUGAUCCAAGACUUUGAGGAGGAGCGGGGUCGCGGGCGGUCGGCCGAGGACCUCCUGGAGAAAGCGUCAGAUGAAAGCUUCCUUGCCGCCACCCCCCAGGGGGACGACAGCUCCUUGCGGCGCAAAAUCCGUGGCUACUUCCAGAACAUUGAUUUGGGCCUCCAAGACAAUGAGAUCCUGCCACCCCUGAAGGGCUACAAGGCGUACAACACGCAGUUGGCCCGAGCCGGGAAGAAGCUUCACUGGCAGGGGCAUUCCCAAGACGGCCCGAUCAAGGGCGGCAACUUCAUGGACGACUUUGAGGACGAGGGCGGCGAACUGGAGGAGGAGGUGGAGGAGGAGGACGAGAGCCUGACCCGCAUGGAGGAGGAGGCGAGGGCCCGGGCCGAGAAGCAGGAGGUGCUCAGGCAGCAGGAGGAAGCCGAGCGGGCCCGCGAGGAGGAGCAGCGCUUGGCCGACGUGGCCUCCGACAUGCUGCUCCAGUACAUGGGCCGCAAGCAGCAGGCCUUCCUCAAACCGCGGCAGAAAAGCAGCAACGCCGCCGAGGACAAGCGCUCGGAGGAAGUCCUCCUCCCCGACCAGGACGAGGACGACCUGGACCAGCAGAUGAUCGACCGGCUCAUCGAGAUCAGCAGCAAGCUGCACCUGCCGGCCGACGACGUCAUCGAGAUCAUCAGCGACGUGGAGGAGAAGAAAAAGAAGCGGAAAGAACUUCAGCAGCAGCUCCCCGCGGUCGCCGCCCUACCGGUGGUGCCCCGCUUCCGGCCCCUGGUGCCUCCCCCGCUGGCGGCGCCGCCGCCCGUCUACCACUACACGGCAUCCAAAAACCCCAAGAAAGCCCUCUACAAAGCCCCCCACAAGGCAUCCUACAAGUCCAUGAAGAAGUGGCAGAAGGACAAAAGCAAGUCGCGCAAAAAGGACUUCUGGUACCAGCCUCAGACCCCCAUCGACUACUGGUACAUGCCCCAGAAGCAGUUCCUCGCCUUCCCUUCCUACCCGUACUACCAGAAGCCAUAUCGGGCGUACUACCCCGUCUACUUCCCUUCCCCCAAGCCGCAGUACUAUGGCAAGCCCCCGCCUGCCCGGGACCAGGCCUUCAACACCCAGGAGCUUGAUCCACAGAGUCCCCGGCGCAGGCACAGGGGUCAGGGCAAGAACCGGGGUCAGGGCUGGAGGCAGAGGCCGGCGCCCCGCCUCCCCGACGCACCUUACAUCUCUAACUAUAUCCUGCCCCACCCACGGACCUACCAGCCCCCGCCGCCCCCCAAACCGCUGGCCCCGCCCCGCCGAGGCAGGCGGCCCCCCUUCUACUACCAACCGGCCGCCACGCGGGACGACGACUACGAGGAAGACGGACUGCUGCCUCAGCUGGACAGUGAGGAGGAGUUGGAGAACUUUAUCGAGAGGAUCUACAUGAAGCGCAGAAUGUAUUGAAUGGCUGGUUUGGAGGUUUUUAUUGGACCCACGGGUGGGGGCGGUGUUAUCGUAAGGCUAAAAAUGUGUCCGUUGGACGGUCCGGGAAUGAGAUUCCAGUUUGUUUUCAUCCACUGGUUGUUUUUGUUUGUUUUUUUUGUUAUCGAUCAGGUUCAGUCAGAGGAGGGGAUGAAGUGGGGCCGGGGGAGGGGGUGGGGAAAAACCCUGCACACCGCCAUGUUUACAUUGUGAACACGGGCCGGCGUAUGUCUGCCUCCAUUCAGGUUUUCUACAACACGCAGCGUCACGGGAAUCAUGUUUACAGCAUGUCUUUGUACGUUACAUUACACAGACAAAAAAAAAAAAAAAACACACACACACAAAAAAAAAAGAUUUUGGUUGUAUCGGAUGUGUGCAGGUGCCUUUAGAAUUUAGGAGGUGGUGUAAAAACAACAAAAGGUGCCACAAACACACAUUUCUUGCUUUUCUUUCCCCCAUAUUUUUUGCCUUAUGCAUACCAGUCUCAUAAUCAAUACCCGCGGACCCCCCAAAGCACAAAAACACUUCCAGAUCUGGUGGGCCGAGGUUUCGCCAUCAUUGUUGUGAUACGAUUGGAUGCAUUUCUGUCAUAUUUUAUUUGUUGUUAGCAUUGUGACUCAUAUAUUGUCUCCAUGAUUGUUGGGGCCCUCGUGGAAUCUCUGCGUUGUUAUUCUUGCAACCCACGAAUCCAUUUUUAGGGACUUUGAGAUGCUUGAGAAUUCAAGCAUUCUGGUAAAAAAA